AUGGUGCUUCCUGUACAUUUGGAAUACACUGAUGAGGAUGAUGAGGAUGAAGAUGGGCCAAGUUUUUAUCCUCAUAUAAGACGCAGUGUGGACGAAGAGAAGAUCUCGGCGGAGGAAGAGUAUCGCAUCAUGGCGGAACAAGUCAAGGAGUCCAAGGGAUUUGACAUCGAUUUCACCAAGUUCCGCUGCGUUUUCAACUACGUACCUCUGGAUCUCGAUUACGACGGCGUGGUUGGCGGACCAGGCGGACCAGAAACCACCAGAGAGUUUAUGGACAGGAUGUGUCGGGAAUCCUUAGAGAUAUUCAAUCAACGUGACAGUACAGAAUAUGAAUUUGUCAAGUUUAUCAAAGCCAACCAUCACUUUGCUGCUGGCAUCAUGUUUCUCGUUACCUUUGAAGGUAAGUUGCUCUCCGAUGAUGUCUCAAAACAGUUCCAAGCCAAGUUCUGCGUGUGCGAUACUCUCGUCGAUCUUAUCUCAUGCGAACUCAAACCUCUGAAAGAACAGGCUCACUCCAUUGAAGCUGCGGAGAAAGAAAGUCCCAAGAAACCAAGUUACAAGUACGAAUUCAAGUUCGUUGAGGCUGCUACUCCAUGGGUUAGUCUCGCCCAUAUCACAUUGCACGACUUGUCAGCCUCUUUGUCAAGAGAACCAUUGGCUCCUCCAGCGAUGUAA
Messenger RNA from Capsella rubella, 675 nucleotides. RefSeq lists its product as uncharacterized. Lineage: Eukaryota; Viridiplantae; Streptophyta; Magnoliopsida; Brassicales; Brassicaceae. The record is from RefSeq and is a predicted model, not a curated record. Bases 1 to 675 code for a protein of 224 amino acids. The transcript is spliced from 4 exons.